CCUGCCUGGACUGCUGGAGCCUCUGAGUGACAUUUCCAGGCCUAAACAGUGGGAUCAGGGGUGGUCCAGGCAUAAAUAGUGGGAUAAGGGGUGGAACAAGAGGAUCUUUAAGGUCCCUUUCAGCCCAAACCUUUCCAUGAUUCCACGAUUGUAGGAAUGCUGCUGCUUCCUGCUUAAAGCAUUUUGUACAAGGGAGAUAAUUCUGAAUGGCUCUGCACAAUCCAAAAAUCUUUCCUUGCCUCCUCUCUCACUUCCCAGAGACAUUAAGCUCCCAUUCCAUGGCAGUGAGAAAGGAUGGAGGGUGCCAGCAAGCAAGGUGUCACCCCAGCCAUCCCCUGACUCACUCCAGGUUUUGUGGCUCAGCCCAAAAAGGGACUCCCGUGUUUGGAUCAGCUCAAUUACUCCCCAGAGCAGCAAUGCAGACAGGAGCAGGCCUUGGAAAAAAAGAUUUGAUGAGACGGAGAGGAAGCCAGGGACAAGGCAGGGCUGGUAUAAAACCUCCCUGGGGUGCAUCUUCCCGCACUGCUCCAGCUCCGAGGGCACGAGGACCAACCAUGAAGGCUUUUCUGGUGGCCCUGCUGGCUGCAGUCCUGUGUGCCCAGCAAGCUUCCUCCCUAUUUUGCUACGUCUGUGACAACGAACAUUCCAACUGGAACUGCCUGAAAACCUACAAGUGUGAGGAUCAUGAGAAAUACUGCACGACCACAUACAGCACUGCCGGAUUUGGCAAGGACAUGGGACACCGCAUCACCAAGAAAUGCUCUGUGGACUGUCCCGAGACCAACGUGAAUUUCGGGGUGGCCGCUUACUCCACCAAGUGCUGCAGCACCUCCCUGUGCAACUUCAGCGGCGCCAACAGCAUCCGGAUCAACUACGCCGUGGUCCUGCUGGGAAUCGCGGGAAGUUUGAUCUGUGUGCUCAGGGUGGGAUUGUGAGCAGGGCUGGCAGAAGAUUGUGACCACCCGAGAAGCCACAAGGUAUUCCCCAAGUGAGAAACCUCAGCCGAGUGUUUCCAGCAGCGACCCGGCUGUAUUCCAAGACAUUGCUUCAGAUCCCAACACGACACCUAUUUCCCCCCCCAUGUUGUUUUGUACUAAUUUUCCCCUGGAAAAGCUCUUUUGAUAGCACGCGUGUGAUGGUUGUCAGACAAAAUAAAGAUUUGUGUUAUUCUA
Vidua chalybeata is the source of this 1172-nucleotide messenger RNA. Its product is annotated as lymphocyte antigen 6E-like. The record is from RefSeq and is a predicted model, not a curated record. Gene Ontology annotation, molecular function: acetylcholine receptor inhibitor activity. Lineage: Eukaryota; Metazoa; Chordata; Aves; Passeriformes; Viduidae. The transcript is spliced from 4 exons. Bases 207 to 935 code for a protein of 242 amino acids.